Oldenlandia corymbosa var. corymbosa is the source of this 3104-nucleotide messenger RNA. The record is from the annotation of a GenBank genome assembly. Lineage: Eukaryota; Viridiplantae; Streptophyta; Magnoliopsida; Gentianales; Rubiaceae.
AUUCAACACAAGCUCAGCAUAAUUUUUUUUACCUUUAUUGUUUGUUUCUCCAAUAGAAAUAUUUGUCUGUCCAAGUCCUCAAAUUUCGUCCCUUUGUUCAGCUUUUGAGCCGCCCCUUUCCAGAUUCCAACCCCUCUCCAGCUCCUCCCUUUUUUUCAUCGAGCAGUAGAAAAAAUUUUCCCCUUUUUUUUCUUUGUUUUUGCUUAAUUUUAUUCAACCUUUUGGGCCUCUGAUUUUGCUCCAUCCUCUGCAGUCCCCACCCCCCAUCUCUCUCUUUCUAUCAGCCUCGAAAACCCGCAUAAGCACAAAAAAGAUUCUGCAGAAACUCUGUUUUUAAUUUAAUUUACCAUUUCUUAUUGAAUUAUGUUUUUGUUUCAUUUUCUGGGUGUAGCAUAGAAGAUUUGGAGAAACCCAGAAAUUUUCUUGGGCUUUUGAGGUGGGAAUUGGAUCCUGAUAGGUGUGAUGGAAGAGAUUGGGAUGGAUAUCAGUUCCGACAUUGAAGUUGAUGAUAUAAGGGUUGACAAUAUUGCUGAAAAAGAUGUUAGUGAUGAGGAAAUUGAACCUGAAGAAUUGGAGAGGAGGAUGUGGAAGGAUCGAAUCAAGCUUAAGAGACUCAAAGAGAAGCAGAAGAUUGCGGCCCUGCAAGCUGCAGAGAAGCAAAAGUCGAAGCAGACCUCUGAUCAGGCAAGGCGAAAGAAGAUGUCUAGAGCUCAAGAUGGGAUCUUAAAGUACAUGCUGAAGCUUAUGGAAGUUUGCAAGGCUCGUGGAUUUGUUUAUGGAAUUAUUCCCGAGAAGGGUAAGCCAGUUAGUGGUGCCUCUGAUAACAUUAGGGCUUGGUGGAAGGAGAAGGUGAAAUUCGACAAGAAUGGGCCUGCUGCGAUAGCUAAGUAUGAAACUGAAUGCCUUAUCAAGGGAGAAGGAGUUGGUAGUCUUAAUGGAAAUUCACAAAGCAUUCUGCAGGAUUUGCAGGAUGCAACCUUGGGAUCACUUUUGUCAUCUUUGAUGCAACAUUGUGAUCCUCCACAGAGGAAGUACCCAUUGGAGAAGGGUGUGUCCCCUCCUUGGUGGCCAUCCGGCAAUGAGGAAUGGUGGACAAGAUUGGGACUACCAAAGGGUCAGACGCCGCCAUAUAAGAAACCACAUGAUUUGAAGAAGAUCUGGAAAGUUGGAGUCCUUACUGCAGUCAUAAAGCAUAUGUCACCUGAUAUUGCCAAAAUCAGGAGGCUGGUACGGCAGUCUAAGUGCUUACAGGAUAAGAUGACUGCCAAGGAAAGCUUGAUAUGGUUGAGUGUCUUGAGCAGAGAGGAAGCUCUUAUCCAGCAGCCAAGCAGUGAGAAUGGUUCUUCUAGCAUAAGUGAAGCACCAUCUAAAGGCCGUGGGGGAAAGAAGAAACCUUUAGUUAGCAGUGACAGUGACUAUGAUGUAGAUGCUGUAGAUGAUGGUGCUGGCUGUGUUUCAUCUAAUGAUAGCCGGAGAAACCAACCCAUGGAGGUAAUACCAAUAAAUGUUACUUCUCAAUCUAAUCAAGAAAAAGAACUCGUAGAGGAGCAGCCCAAGAAAAAGAAACGUAAGAGAUCAAGCAAGGAUAUUAUAGUGGUCUCACAAUCUCUGAAUGAGCAUCAUCAUGCUAAGCAAAGAGAUUUGGUGCCUGAUAUUAAUCAAAAUAGUGCAGAACAUACUAACAUUAUCAUGAAUGAAGAAGGCCAGUCAGGAAGUGACAGGGUAACAGCUGCUAGCUCGCUUGAGAAAGAGGUCGGGCGCCAAUCUCAUUUACCUGUACCUGAUCACAACCAUUUAUCCUCUCUUUCGUCUGCCAAUGAUAUGCAAGUGGAGAACAUUUACUCGGGUAACAGAUCCUUAUUACAGCCUUUCACUCAGAAUUCAGAGCUUGUACCUUAUGAUACUGGGUUGGGUCAAGAACCUCAAGGUCUUCAGCUGCACCAUAUACCUGACUGCCCUGGGCUGAACAUGGCAAUGCCUAACGCAGAGUUUCAGUAUGGGCCUUUGGAUUCUGAUUUUCAGAAUCUGCCUCAAAGUUCUCUUAUGCAUCAUCAUCCAGAAAAUUCUUACUUGCUAACUGGGGUUUCUGAUAUUGGUUUGGCACCUACUCCUUUGUAUCCUUUCUUUGAUCCACCUAUGACUGUUGAAUCAGCUCGUGAUACUAGGCACUCUGGAGUGACUUUUAGUUCACUCCAUUCUCGGAUGGAAGAUUCUGGAAUGAAUAUGCCUGUUGUACAAAGAAAGGAGAAUGAAGAAAGUGUUGGAGAAUUGGAUCAAUAUUUGAAAGACAGGUAUCAAAUUGAACAAAGUGCACGUGUUGAGGAUCCUAUUGUACCUCUGCCAGAAUUUUCAUUAUAUGAUGGUUCAUCAAUAGACGAUUUCUUAGAUUUUGAUGAGUGCUGGCAGCUGGCAGCUUGAAUAUAUGUAUUGUUUCAUGAGGAGCACAUAUUCUUCACUAUUAUGAAGGGAGUUUCUGAAGCUGGCCAAGUUCUGUUCCUCCAGUUAUACUUGCUUUGCUGUUCUGGUAGUGAAGACAUUAACUGAUUAGCACAAAAAACCCGAACGAUUCUGGGCUUAUAUUUUCCCUCCCCUGUUAAACAUUAGCGUAGGAAACCUAUCUAUCCUCAUUUUUAUGCAAAGGCAUUGAACAGAAUAAUGAAGUUUUGGGGAUGAUUUUGGCCCAGUUUGUUUGAUGCUGCAUUUUGUACAGUAUGAGAGUGAGUAGUAGAUCCUUCAUGCUUUCCAUGUGAAUCGUAGGUUUUAAAUAUUUCUAGUUGCUGUUUCUUAGUCCUUGUCCUUCUAAUUCUAGAAUAGAAUUGUCGAUUGCGUUGCCUGAAUUAGAUUUCAAGGUUAUAUAAUUGGUAAAGUUGGCCACCAUAGAUGGUUUUGCUCAUUUUGAGGAUAUAACAUUAUUAUUUUGCUUUCUUUUGUUCUGAAAGCUGAAUUCCUGAUCCUUGUACAUAGAGAAAGAAAAGCUUCACUUCUAGGGGCGUGUCGUGCUUUAUUUUUUUAUACAUGGGGGAAUGUUGUCAACGUUGAGAUAUACUGUUUUAAAGUAACUCCUUUACAUGUUCGAACUCCUACAAGUUUUUUUUAUGUCCAAG